This is a messenger RNA of Mus musculus (house mouse), 4026 nucleotides long. It is a transcript of the gene Coq8a, whose product is annotated as coenzyme Q8A. Gene Ontology annotation, molecular function: kinase activity; ADP binding. Gene Ontology annotation, biological process: ubiquinone biosynthetic process. Gene Ontology annotation, cellular component: mitochondrial membrane; mitochondrion. The transcript has 15 exons. The coding region runs from base 158 to 2095 and encodes 645 amino acids. The record is from RefSeq and is marked validated. NCBI's taxonomy places the organism in Eukaryota, Metazoa, Chordata, Mammalia, Rodentia, Muridae.
GAGGGCUCGGAGGCGGGGCAAGCGGAGCGCGGCGUGCGCACCCGGGCUAGAAGGUAAACAGAAGCGGAGAGUGUGCGGAGCGCUCGCAGCGGGGCGAGCGCGCGGAGGCGUUGCGUUGCGGACGGAGGAGCUACCUUCCUGCAGCCCGCUCUGAAGGAUGGCUGCUAUGUUGGGGGAUGCCAUCAUGGUGGCCAAAGGCCUUGCCAAGCUGACCCAAGCAGCGGUGGAAACCCACUUGCAGAACCUGGGCCUUGGUGGGGAGCUCCUCCUGGCGGCCAGGGCCCUGCAGUCUACAGCUGUGGAGCAGUUCAGCAUGGUCUUCGGGAAGGUGCAGGGUCAGGAUAAGCAUGAAGAUUCAUAUGCCACUGAGAACUUUGAAGAUCUGGAAGCCGAAGUUCAGUUCUCAACACCACAGGCAGCUGGAACCUCCCUGGACUUCUCUGCGGCCUCUUCCCUGGACCAGUCACUGUCUCCAUCCCACAGUCAGGGACCGGCCCCUGCCUAUGCUUCCAGUGGGCCUUUCAGGGAAGCUGGGCUCCCUGGACAGGCCACCUCUCCUAUGGGCAGAGUCAAUGGAAGGCUCUUUGUAGAUCACAGAGACUUGUUCUUGGCCAACGGCAUCCAGCGAAGAUCCUUCCACCAGGACCAGUCCUCCGUGGGAGGCCUCACGGCUGAAGACAUUGAAAAGGCCCGGCAGGCCAAGGCUCGCCCUGAGAGCAAGCCACACAAGCAGAUGCUCAGUGAGCGGGCUCGGGAGCGGAAGGUGCCAGUUACCCGGAUUGGGCGGUUGGCCAACUUUGGAGGUCUGGCUGUAGGUCUGGGAAUUGGGGCGUUGGCUGAAGUUGCCAAGAAGAGUCUGCGUUCUGAGAACUCCACAGGAAAAAAAGCCGUGCUGGAUUCUAGCCCCUUCCUGUCAGAGGCAAAUGCAGAGCGCAUUGUGAGUACACUGUGCAAGGUGCGUGGGGCCGCACUGAAGCUGGGCCAGAUGCUGAGCAUCCAGGAUGAUGCCUUCAUCAACCCUCACCUGGCCAAGAUCUUUGAGCGGGUGAGGCAGAGUGCUGACUUCAUGCCACUGAAACAGAUGACGAAAACCCUCAACAGCGACCUGGGCCCCCACUGGAGGGACAAGCUGGAGUACUUUGAAGAGCGGCCCUUUGCAGCGGCCUCCAUAGGGCAGGUGCACCUGGCCCGCAUGAAGGGUGGCCGUGAGGUGGCCAUGAAGAUCCAGUACCCUGGUGUGGCCCAGAGCAUUAACAGUGACGUCAACAACCUCAUGGCUGUGCUGAACAUGAGUAACAUGCUUCCAGAAGGCCUGUUCCCUGAGCACCUGAUUGAUGUGCUGAGACGGGAGCUUACCCUUGAGUGUGACUACCAGCGGGAGGCUGCCUAUGCCAAGAAGUUCAGGGAACUGCUGAAGGACCAUCCCUUCUUCUAUGUGCCUGAGAUUGUGGAUGAGUUGUGCAGUCCCCAUGUGCUGACCACAGAGCUCAUAUCAGGCUUCCCCUUGGACCAGGCAGAAGGGCUGAGCCAGGAAGUGAGGAAUGAGAUCUGCUACAACAUUUUGGUGCUGUGCCUGAGAGAGCUGUUUGAGUUCCAUGUCAUGCAGACUGACCCCAACUGGUCCAAUUUCUUUUAUGACCCUCAGCAGCACAAGGUGGCUCUCCUGGACUUCGGCGCAACUAGAGAAUAUGACAGAUCCUUUACUGACCUCUACAUUCAGGUCAUCCGGGCCGCUGCUGACCAGGACAGGGAGGCAGUGCUAAAGAAAUCCAUAGAGAUGAAGUUCCUUACCGGUUAUGAGGUCAAGGCCAUGGAGGAUGCUCACCUGGAUGCUAUUCUCAUCCUGGGGGAGGCCUUUGCCUCCGAAGAGCCCUUCGACUUCGGUACCCAGAGCACUACUGAGAAGAUCCACAACCUGAUUCCCGUCAUGCUGAAGCACCGCCUCAUCCCACCCCCAGAGGAGACCUACUCUCUGCACCGCAAGAUGGGUGGCUCUUUCCUCAUCUGCUCUAAGCUGAAGGCCCGCUUCCCCUGUAAGGCCAUGUUCGAGGAAGCGUACAGUAACUACUGCAGGAUGAAGUCUGGGCUGCAGUAGGUGAGGUGUGGUCCAGGCUAACUAGGGGCCAUGCCCUCCUUCAGGCUCAGUCAAGCAGAGGGAGGACGUUGAAAGGGAGCCACGGCCUCUAUGAAUAGGAAGAGAGCGUUGCGUAGACCCUCCUAUUGCUUCUGUACUGUCCAGACAAAAAGGCAGGCUUCUUUUGCCAUCUCCUCCCUGCUGUGGAUGUACAACCAGGAACAGGAGCAAUGCAGUACUAAACUCAACACAGCCACCUUUGGGGUCUAGUUGGCCAUGGGAAUGAAUUGUGUGUUUCUGGGUGAGCUUAUGUCCCUGCCCUUUGCCACCCCAGCCUGUGGCCUGGAGCUAGAAGCUCAGGACAGCAGGGUAGCCACCCUAGCUCAGUCUCAGCAUGGACAACAGACCCUUUUAAAAGCAGGGCUGACAUUGGAUGAGCAGCAGGGCUCCAGCAUGCCCCAGGAGAGGGAGCUAUCACCCCACCCCAGGGGAGCGACACAGGCUCUUUGUUUGUAUGUCUUGUAAUUACACAUUCAUACCUUUGCGUUCAAUAAAGAAGUGCGUUGGGGACUGCCAUUUCCUAUGCGUUCCGUGAAUCCUGGGAAGGAGGUGGCCCCACUUAUGACCUGGAUGUGUGGUCUUUGUCUGUCUCUUGCUCUUGAUGGGGACAGAACAUGGCAACAUAGGCAGAUAUUAAGCAUUUCCAUGUAUGUGUGUCUCUGACUCAGGACUUUAAUGGCACUGGAGAUUAAGCCUAAUGCCUUGCAGAGUGACUUGAGUGCUCUACCACCGGUUGGUUGUACCCUGAGCCCUUUUACUUUUGGGAUGGGAUCUCAUCAAGUUGCUCAGGCAAGCCUUGAACUUGUAAUCCUCCUGCUUAACUCCCCCUCACCCCAAGUAAUUAGGAUCACAAGUUUAAGCCACCAAGCUUCUUAGGCAUUUAGAGAAAACAGCUUGUGGGGUUCAGUGGCUACAGAACAGACACUGAGAUCUGGAUCUGGGACAGGAACAGUGUGCCCAUACAACCCAUGCAUGCUGUCUGUCCUGGCUAGGGGCCUGGGUCACUGCCACCCCUGCACCACACUAGGCUCACCGAGCUUAAGUUUUACUGCGUGGUGUUCUUGUCCAUUUCUUUGUGGAAUUUUUGCCAAGUCUUGGUCUUCACAGAUGCUGCCUUGGAGGCCCAGUGCGACUUGAAAGAUCUGAAAGAGUCUCAAUGGCUAAGAGGGUGAUGAUUUCAGUUGCAGGUUUGGGGUCUCUGAUAAGGUCACCCAACCUUGCCUGUGUGUCAGCUGCACCAUUCUAACAGAACAGAUCCAACUCCUACGUUAAUGCUGCAGACAGACAACCCCGAGUCUCAAGCGCCAGUGGAGUGUGCCCUGGGGGCCUAAAGCAGUGCCCGGGGAGUUCUUAUCAGAGAAAGGGAGUUGAGCACUUCCAUGGAUUUGAAUGUUAUUCUUACCUGAGCUCCAGGACCCGAUCAAACCGACCUGUGUCCUCUGGGAUAGAGAAGAGGUCCAGAGGGAGAUCAGCGAGCCAAGAAUGCCUCACACUCUCCACACGGGAAGAAAUAGAAUACUCAAUGCUGACAGUUCCUUAUUUUAUUGCAGAACAUCAAAGUCUGGUUAAUUAGGUGAUACCAACAUAAAAUAUUGGUGAGAAAUCCUUUGUUACAUUUUUGACCACCCCACCUUAAAUAGUUCUGUGCAAAAGAAUCCAUGUUAUAGUUUGGUAGCAGAUACUGUCAGGAAAUUCCCUAGGACAUCUAGGGACAAAACCAAACCAAAUGAGUGCUAAGAGGCCAAAGCAGUAUCUUCCCUUCCACACACACACACACAGGUCAUAAUUUUCUGAACAAAAAUGAUUACACUGAGGCCAUGCAAAACUGUACAAUAAUAUUACAAUGAGAAAAAAAUCCUAAAAAUUUAUAAAAUAAAUGCUGUUAUUCUAUC